Molecule: messenger RNA, 3419 nt
Organism: Dreissena polymorpha
Lineage: Eukaryota; Metazoa; Mollusca; Bivalvia; Myida; Dreissenidae
Exons: 3
Coding region: 1282-1737 (151 amino acids)
Source: RefSeq, a predicted model, not a curated record
CGAUAUUUAAAUACAAACUGUGUACUAAAUGUUUAUACCAAACCUCUAUAUGCGAACAUAGACCUCGAAUGUUAAUGAACGGAAUGCAAUAAUAUACAUUUUUCUCUUUAUAAGUUAAAGACAACAUUUUCAUAAAGCACUUUGCAACAAAGCUUGCUAAGAUGACAUGUGAAUAACUAUGCACAAUGUAUCAAUUAAAUACAAAACAUGAAGACUAUAUACUAAACAUACACAUUAUUACCAUACGACAUAAAAAGACUAAGUUUUCGGUCUGUUAUGUCUGAUUAAGAGUACGAUUUUCCGUUGAUGAUUGAUGCUAGCAAAUAGUCUUUAAACCCUUUAACCUUUCUUGUACUUUCUUUAAUGUGUGUUGUAGAAGUAAACAUGGAACUAUUUUGUUAAAAAAAGUUUUUCGCAGCUUGUAUCAUUUCCAAUUUGUAUGUUCCAAUAUCAAGGGCUCUUCGUUUCUAACAAAAUUGAUUUGAAUCACAUUCAAUGCCGUCGACUGAAUUAGUUAAAUAUGAAGGAUAUCUUAAUGUCACUUUUGGUUUUGCCUCUGAUCACACGUGCGCACACAAAUAAAACAGUGCCAUCCAAGCAAACCAUAGAAACAUGUGUAAUCCUUUUGUAUAUACCAUCAUGUUGAGUGUGAAUGUAUUUAUUGCUGUUCUGUCCUCAUCCUUCUAUCGUACUAUAUGGUAAUCGCGGCCGAUAUUGUGUUUUCUAAUGUGUCUUUAACAAUAUCUUUUGUAAUAAUAACUAAAAAUGUGAAGCAUCUUUAACAUUGUCUUGGCAAUACUUUUGUCAUCCGGUCCAUUUUAUUGCCUUAAACUUUUGGGUGCACACAUACACAUUCAGAUUUUUCCAUCCAUACACGUCAAUUCUGGUAGUAUAAAACGUCUCUCAAGUUUAAAAUAUGGCGGAGACGUAUAACAAUCGUUCGUAUAAGUUAAACGCUCACAGAAAAACGAUAAACGCUGUAUGGAAAUUGCUGCAGAGAGCAGACAAUAAAACGCAUUCACACAAUUUAAACCAAAUAAACGAUAUAAUUAUAUAAUACACUGAUUAUUUCAUUGUUAUCUUCAUGUAACUUCAUGUAAUGUUCCCGUGACUUAUGUUUUUUUCAAACAGCGAGGACACACAAUGCUUUAUGUUGAAAUGGUUUUAUUGAUCAUGUCGAGUAGGCAAGUAGUCACAUUUUAAAUCUUGAAUUCUUCGAUAUCAGUUCGUAGUUAGGGCUUUACUAUAACAGUUGUUUACAUCCUAUUGCUUAUAGCAUUUAUGUUUGGCUAUUGUUCACAACAAAUGACGAUUGAAUCUUCCUCGAAAGUUGUAACACAUUCGGCUACUGGCAGAAUGGAUAAACGGCAGAAAACAUGUAAAGACGGUGACCAAGAUGGCGGAAAUGAGAAUGUCGGCAUGAGACAAGAAGCGCAUCUUGAACCUGGGCCAUCCGACAUGACAAAAGCUAUCAUCUUGGCUGCAUUUAAUGACGAGCCGGAAAUGAACAGAGUAGAGUUCGCUACCACCCCUUCUGAUGAUGAAAUGCUACCACCCGACCCGAUACAGUUCACAGCAGACGAGAUCUCACCAGUUCCAAGAAGACGCAAACACAAGAGCAAGACAUCCAAAUCCUCCAAGUCCUCCAAUACAGCUGAGUCUAAACGGGAACCACCGACUGUACAGAGGAAAGAACACUCCGGGGCGCAAAAAGAUCUCAAACAAACAAACAAUUAAGGAACUUACUCUGUUGUGCUGAUAGAGUAUUGUACUCGACAGUCUGUGGUGACGUAUGAGUUUUGUACAAUUAAUAUUUGCGUCGAGGCAGCUGAUAAUAUUAGUUACGUUCCCAAACGUCUUGAAUAUUUAAUAAUUAGAAAAGUGUUAUAGCAUGGCAUUCACUAUAUACUAUUUCUCAAAUUAAAUUGUUAAGUUUAUUUUAAUGAGCAUUCAUUGUAUUCAUUAGUUGUUAUGAUCAUUUGUACAGGGCAAAUUUUGCCAAUCGUGUAAAACUUCGAAGAAUAAAUCAUUUAAAUAUGUGGCUUGUUACAGUUCUAACUACAUUUAUGAUAGUAAGGUAUUGUUGAGGUUGCUGUGUGAAUUCCAAAUAUUCUCUCGGAAAACAUUUGUUUAACACUAUGCAGAUAUUGUUUAUUUUACUUUAGUAAUAUAGAAAUGCCGUUCUUUUUUCCAAUAAGAACGUUUUGAAGUUAAUUGAGUAUUGUUCUAUUGUAUUUCAAUAACAAAUCUUCGAAUGAUGUUUAUCGUUAUCUAUAAUGCGGAUAUUUGCGGAAGUAUAAUGCAGCGCGUAUUUACGAAUAUACAAACCACAUGUUUUUGUCAAAAUAGGCUUACUUUAUCAUUAUUAAUGAUAAAACAGUACUUCAACUAUUAAUUGAAUAUUGCAAUUGUUUAUUAAUUUCAUAUACAUUGUAUUUGUGUGUAAAGUGUCAUUCCAUGCAGCUGCGUAUGCAGUGCGUAUGCAGUGGUAUUCAUCUAAUUGAAAAUGCAUUUCAAAUGUAUUUAAAAAUGUAGUAUGUAUCCUUCGACGGCUACAGAUCUUGGAGAGUAAUAUUUACUAAAUAUUUUAACAUAUUUAAUAGAACAUUGACAUCUAAGGGUUUUAAAAUUAAGAUGUGUUUACCUAAAUAAUGCGCUCAAAUCAGGGGAGACAACCUGAUUUUAAUUUUUAUACCAGCGAUGCGCGCACAGUUUCGGUUAUUAUAAGAUCAUCAUUUUCUUUACUUAAAAUACGUUAACUAUUCUAAAUCGCCCCCAAAUUUUUGUAUUAAUUUAUGUUUUAGCAUUAUAUAUUGAUUGUAUAACACUUAUACGGGAAAAAUAGACAAAAUUGUAUAAUUAUUUUACCAAAAUCAUCCGUAUUUUUGUUGGAUAAAUAUCAUUGUUUUUCAAAAUCCGAGAUAAUUGAAUGCAAUUCAGAUAUGUUUAAUAUGAUUAUAUUCUGAUGGUUUAAUGUGUUUGUUUAUGUUGUUUGUAACAAAUAAUAUACUUUAAUGUUAAUGUAUAUCGGCAGUCUAUUAAGGUUACUUAUACCUGAAAUGUGUCGUGUCGGCAAUUUGAUUUAGAUAUAUUAAACUAAUACUUAACAUUUCGUUUGUGCUAUCAUUAGGUUACCUAAAUAAUGUUCAACAUAGUUAUUAUGCGUUUCCUCGCGAUUAUUAAUGUUCAUUAAAUUAAUGUGAGUUGUAAGCGUGAAUCAUUGGUAUUGGAUUUCUCUCAAACAGUUCAAGGGAGGCUACUAGAAUAAAAUAUUCAAUUACAAACAAUCAUUGCGUGUUGUAUAUCACUGACUGGCUCAUUUUGUUUGUUAUUGGCAUAUGCAGUUGUAUUAUACAAUAUUUGUAUAACGUGUGUACGGGUGCAUAUAUAAAUAAACAAUAAAUUAUGUUCAAAUUCAA